This is a messenger RNA of Symbiodinium necroappetens, 1790 nucleotides long. The record is from the annotation of a GenBank genome assembly. NCBI's taxonomy places the organism in Eukaryota, Dinophyceae, Suessiales, Symbiodiniaceae.
GAACGGCUUCCCAGCCGGAGCCUUCCAGCAGCUUUCAGCUGCCAUGGCAGGCGAUUCCUAAGUUCAUUCCUGGGACGACGGAUGUGACAGAGUAUAGCAAGAAGCUUCAGUUUUUGGCGGCCAUGUGGCCGAAGGAGCAUCUUUCAUUAUUGGCGCCCCGUGCGGCGUUGAUGUGUGAAGGAUCGUCGUUCAAGAAGAUUGCUUCUCUGGAUGCCGGAAAGCUUAAGGCCAACGAUGACUCAGGAGUCAAACUCCUGGUGGCCACCUUGGGUGGUUCCUGGGGCAAGACGGCCCUUGAGGAGAAGUACGACAGCUUCGAGAAGGCGAUUUAUGGAACGACGCAGAAGGCCGAUGAGACCAAUGAUAGCUAUCUGGCUCGGCAUGAUAUCCACUUUGAGGAGCUGUUGGCAGCUGGAGUAACCCUCAGCGAGGUCCGGGCCUACAUUCUCCUGAGGCAAUCCCAGCUGUCGUCUGAUGACAGGAAGCGGAUUGUUGUGGAGAUGAAUGGCAAACUGGAGUACCAGAAGGUUUGCACAGCCAUCAGGCUCCUUGGGCCAAGGUUUUUCACUGACCUGCAGGGCCAGCGCAGUGGAAAAACUAAGACCUAUGAUGCCAAUCACGUGGAUGAGAACAUCGGCGAGGAGCCCGAGCGCGCCUAUCAGGCGGCUGUGACAGCCGCUCCAGAGGAUGGCGACGGCGAGCUGGACUCCGAGUUCUUGGACGCCCUUGUCAUGGCGGAGGACCAGGACGCCAUGCAGGUGCAGGCCUUCGAGGAUGAGUUGGAGGGCUUCUUUCAGGAGACGCCGGAGCUUCAGGAGGCCCUGGUGAGUUACCUUGAGGCCCGUGGCAGACUUUUGGCCAAGAAGCGUUUCCGAGGAUUUUGGCCAAUCGGCUCUGGCGCCAAAGGCUCGAAGGGAGGAUUAGCCGAAGCCAUUGCAGUUGCAGAGCCCGCCUUGGCAUCCACCGAUGAUUCCAAGGAUCCGAUCGCAGAGGUCUGUGCAGACCUCCCCGAGGGAGCGUUGAAGCUGAACCAAGGCCCUCACGAGUCACCGGCCGAGGUUUUGCCGGAUGCCACGAUGGCACUCCACAGCAAUGGUCCCAUAGAAGCCAUUUUGGAUACAGGGGCUAGCCGCUGUGUUAUGGGAAAGACAGCCCAAGCACAGACCCUUUGGCUCGGGAUUGAAGUCGUGCCAGGGCCAACCGGGCUCUACAUGAUCGAUCUUGCCCAGCUGUGCGUUGAAAGUGACAGAGAGCAGUCCUGCCAGAUCGUGUGUGAAGAAGCAGAGGUUUGUUCCUUUACCAGUGAUAAUCGUACAAAGGAUCAUAACACCAGCCUGGGAGAGCGUUACGCCCGGAUGAACAAUCCACAGCUGCGUUACACUCCGGAGGAGAUUCGCACCAUGCCAGUCGAGGUCCAGUGGACCAAGUGGAUCGUCGAACACAUGAGCAAGAGCUCAAAGCAGUGCCACCUCAACUUUCUGACUUUCGUGGAACGCUAUGUGAGUCAGGCCGAAGCCGUGGAAGAUUCACUUCUGGAGUCUUUGGAGGUUCCAGAGCCUCCGGCGAAUCGUGCCCGUCCCAAGGCCGCUGUCAAGAGCUCAGCAUCCCGCGCCGCCGCUUCCACCGAUGCGAUUCCCGAAGCCUGGGAUGUCGUGUCCACCGACGAUCUCGAUCCCCCAAUCGACCAUCAGGUGACCGCUCUGGCCACCCGAAUGAGCCAGAUGGAAAGCAUGAUGCAUCAGGUCCUGGGGGCCAUCCAGGAUCUCAAUACCGUAGUCCGCAGCUCCUGA